AUGAAUACAUCAUCACAUGAUCAGCCAAGUAAACCUCAAAAAAAGAGAGGAAAAAUCAACAUUGUAGCAUGUGAUAGAUGUAAACGUGAUAAAAAAAGGUGUGACGGGAAUUAUCUCACUCAAAAAACCUGUGAAUAUUGUCACAAUCAUAACGAAGUUUGCGUUUACUCGGAGCCAAAUUUCUUGAGGAUCAGUCGAAUUUUAAAUGCUGCGGCGAAAAAUGCAGCUGCGGAAGAACAAGAAUCAGAUGAUCGCGAGAAACUUCAAAAACAAUUAAUAGAACACGAAAAUACUAUAAUCAAUUUAUCAAAUCAACUCGGAAUGAAAAGUAAAUCUGAUCAAUCGAAUACAUUGAACAACAUUGAAAAACUUUAUAUUUCUUUAUUCGCGAAUCCCCAAAUUUCAAUCGAACAAACAAUUAUCUUAAAGAGAUUAUGUGAAAUCACCCACAUCCCCAUAAAUAUGAAUGUCUAUGGUAAUGAAAUUCGAAAUAAAUUGUCAAUCCUUGAAUCAAAUGUCGUAACUGAUGAAGAGAAAAGACAAUGUUGGGAAGAACUUGAUAAAUUUAUUAAUAUGUACAAUGAUAACGUGUUCAAUAAAAUUAUGCAAGGGGGCGCUGCCUCGAAUAUUUUUGGUUUUUCUUACCCUUCCGGGUCUACUACGCCCAUUCCAUCCCCCCAAUUUUUAGUAGAAGAGUUUAAUACGUCAAAUGAUUUAAAUGAUUUGCUUUGUUCUGACUUUCAACCCCCUAGCGAUUUUGUUGAAUCAACGUAUGCCACCACAAUCAACCCCGUUACCACUCCUAAAAAACGUAACGUUCGCAAGACUAAAGUUUUUGAAAAUAGUUACGAACCAUAUCCAUCAGGAGGUCACAUCGCUAUUAGACCAUCAAAAAAAGAGACCAAUAUCAUGGUUUGGCAUCAAAACGAUCAAAGUGAAGACAUUCCUAUAUUUGCCGUUGAUGCACCUCAAAAUAAAAAAUUACCCGCCGAAACCUUACAAAAUCCAAACGUUCAGUUUGAUAAUUCCGACAAAGUUUUACAAUUUCAAGCGUCAAACCUUCUAUUGUCCUCUAACUUACCAUAUGGUUUUGAUAAAGUAGGACAAUUUUCAAUUGUAACUUCGCCCACAUUUUCUUCGAGUGAAAGUUAUAAUUCAGAUGAUAAUUUUGAAUAUCCUACCUUCUUAUCAGAUUCUGUAACAUUAGGUUCGGACGAAAACUGGUUAGAAGCCUUUCCAAAUUCAUCAGGUUCUUACAAUAAAAUUUUUUAUUAA
Molecule: messenger RNA, 1275 nt
Organism: Funneliformis geosporum
Lineage: Eukaryota; Fungi; Glomeromycota; Glomeromycetes; Glomerales; Glomeraceae
Source: the annotation of a GenBank genome assembly